CACCCAAUCGUGCUCCCCUCUGCUUCCCUCUCUCAGUAUUUCUUUCUACUUGCAGCCCUUUCUCUCUCUCUCUCUCUCUCGCUCUCUCUAACAGAUUCAGUCGAUCGAACGGCCGCCCAUCACCGCCCAUGACUCUGAUGACGUCUCCACCAUUAGAUCAGGAGGACGAUGAGAUGUUGGUCCCACACAAUGACUUCGUUGAAGGUCCUCAGCCAAUGGAAGCGGCAGAAGCUGCAAGUACGGUAGAUGCGCAGGCAGUGGAUGAUCCGCCAUCGGGAAGGUUUACGUGGACAAUUGAGAAUUUCUCAAGGCUUAAUACUAAGAAGCUCUACUCUGAUAUCUUCUUUGUUGGAGGCUACAAAUGGCGGAUACUUGUUUUCCCCAAGGGUAACAAUGUGGAUCAUUUGUCAAUGUAUCUUGAUGUUGCGGAUUCAGCAACUUUACCUUACGGAUGGAGUAGAUAUGCACAGUUCAGCCUAGCUGUCGUCAACCAAAUUCAUAACAAAUAUACAGUUAGAAAAGAUACACAGCAUCAGUUUAAUUCGCGUGAAAGUGAUUGGGGCUUCACUUCGUUCAUGCCUCUUGGUGAAUUAUAUGACCCUAGUAGAGGUUUUCUUGUGAAUGACACAUGCAUAGUAGAAGCUGAUGUUGCUGCCCGUAGGGUUGAUGAUUAUUGGUUACAUGACUCGAAAAAGGAGACUGGUUAUGUUGGACUCAAGAAUCAGGGAGCCACCUGCUACAUGAACUCUCUCUUGCAAACACUCUAUCAUAUUCCCUACUUUAGAAAGGCUGUGUAUCAUAUGCCAACCACUGAAAACGACAUGCCCUCAGGGAGCAUUCCUUUGGCUUUGCAGAGUCUAUUUUAUAAGCUUCAGUAUAGUGACACUAGUGUGGCUACCAAGGAGUUGACGAAAUCUUUUGGAUGGGAUACAUAUGAUUCUUUCAUGCAGCAUGAUGUUCAGGAACUUAACAGGGUUCUUUGUGAAAAGCUUGAAGACAAAAUGAAGGGAACAGUUGUGGAGGGUACAAUACAGCAGUUGUUUGAAGGGCAUCAUAUGAAUUAUAUUGAAUGCAUCAAUGUGGACUACAAGUCAACGAGAAAGGAAUCAUUUUAUGAUCUUCAGCUUGAUGUCAAAGGCUGUAAGGAUGUCUAUGCUUCUUUUGACAAAUAUGUUGAAGUGGAGCGUCUUGAGGGUGACAAUAGGUAUCAUGCCGAACAGUAUGGUUUACAGGAUGCUAGGAAAGGUGUUCUCUUCAUGGACUUUCCUCCUGUCCUUCAACUUCAGUUAAAACGUUUUGAGUAUGAUUUCAUGCGGGAUACUAUGGUAAAGAUAAAUGAUCGCUAUGAGUUCCCCUUGCAACUUGAUCUAGAUAGGGAGAAUGGCAAGUAUUUAUCACCUGAGGCAGAUAGAAGUGUUCGCAACCUUUAUACUCUUCACAGUGUUUUGGUUCACAGUGGUGGGGUGCAUGGUGGACACUACUAUGCUUAUAUCAGGCCAACCCUGUCAGAUCAGUGGUUUAAGUUUGAUGAUGAACGAGUGACAAAAGAAGACAUGAAAAGGGCAUUGGAGGAGCAAUAUGGUGGUGAAGAAGAGUUACCACAGACAAAUCCUGGGUUCAACAACACCCCAUUUAAAUUUACCAAAUAUUCAAAUGCAUAUAUGCUUGUGUAUAUACGAGAAAGUGACAAAGACAAAAUAAUCUGUAAUGUGGAUGAGAAGGACAUUGCUGAACACCUGAGAAUAAGAUUGAAGAAAGAGCAAGAAGAAAAGGAGCAAAAGAGAAAGGAAAAAGCAGAGGCACAUCUCUAUACUGUUAUAAAGGUUGCACGUGAUGAGGACCUAGUUAAACAGAUUGGAAGGGAUAUAUACUUUGAUCUUGUGGAUCAUGAGAAAGUCCGUAGCUUUCGUAUUCAGAAACAGACGCCUUUUAAUGUUUUCAAGGAAGAAGUUGCUAAAGAGUUUGGUGUUCCUGUGCAAUAUCAACGUUUUUGGUUGUGGGCAAAGCGUCAAAACCAUACAUACCGUCCAAAUCGACCAUUAACCCCUCAGGAGGAAGCACAGUUAGUUGGACAACUGAGAGAGGUUUCAAAUAAGGCAAAUAAUGCAGAGCUGAAGUUGUUCCUGGAAGUGGAGCUUGGGCAGGAUUUGCGGCCAGUUCCUCCACCUGAGAGGACUAAAGAAGAUAUUCUUCUUUUCUUUAAACACUAUGACUGUAUUAACGAGGAGCUCCGUUAUGUCGGGAGGAUGUAUGUGAGGAGUGCUGGCAAGCCAAUGGAAAUACUAGCAAGGAUCAACAAAAUGGCUGGCUUUGGUCCUGAUGAAGAGAUUGAACUUUAUGAGGAAAUAAAAUUUGACCCCAAUGUCAUGUGCGAACACAUUGACAAGAAGCUCACAUUCCGUACCAGUCAGCUUGAGGAUGGGGAUAUUUUAUGCUUCCAAAAUCCAUCUGAAAUUGGAAGCGAACAAUGCCGUAAUCCUGAUGUUCCUUCAUUUCUGGAGUAUGUGCAUAACCGUCAGGUUGUUCGGUUUCGAUCUUUAGAAAAGCCAAAGGAGGAUGAAUUUACUCUUGAGUUGUCAAAGCUUCACAAUUAUGAUGAUGUUGUUGAAAGGGUCGCUCAACAUCUUGGCUUGGAUGAUCCUUCCAAAAUUAGGCUUACAUCCCAUAACUGUUAUUCCCAGCAACCUAAACCCCAACCUAUCAAGUACCGAGGAGUGGAACACCUGUUGGACAUGCUGGUUCACUACAAUCAGACUUCUGAUAUUCUGUAUUAUGAAGUAUUGGAUAUCCCUUUGCCAGAACUCCAAGGCCUCAAAACAUUGAAAGUUGCGUUUCAUCAUGCUACCAAAGAUGAAGUAGUGAUUCACACUAUUAGAUUGCCAAAGCAGAGCACUGUAGGGGAUGUUCUUGAUGACCUCAAGACAAAGGUGGAGUUGUCUCACCCCAAUGCCGAACUUAGAUUACUUGAGGUUUUCUAUCACAAGAUAUACAAGAUCUUCCCUCUGAGUGAUAAGAUAGAGAAUAUAAAUGAUCAAUAUUGGACACUACGUGCAGAGGAGGUACCAGAAGAGGAGAAAAACCUUGGUCCUCAUGAUCGCUUGAUUCAUGUAUAUCAUUUUAUGAAAGACACAGCACAAAACCAACAGGUACAGAAUUUUGGGGAGCCAUUUUUCCUUGUUAUUCAUGAGGAUGAAACAUUGGCUGAAGUCAAAGUGCGAAUUCAGAAAAAAUUGCAGGUUCCAGAUGAAGAAUUCACGAAGUGGAGGUUUGCAUUUUUAUCACUGGGUCGUCCUGAUUAUCUUCAGGACUCGGAUGUUGUGUCUACUCGUUUUCAGAGAAGGGAUGUAUAUGGCGCCUGGGAACAGUAUCUUGGACUGGAACACUCUGACAAUGCCCCUAAGAGGUCAUAUACAGCAAAUCAGAAUCGUCAUACAUUUGAGAAGCCCGUAAAAAUCUACAAUUAGAUAAAAAAGAUGAGCGACAACAAACUUAUCGGGUGAAAUCCGUCCCAGAUGGUAUAUGCAGGUUUGUGUAAUAAGCGGAGAAGCCAGAAGGGGGCUCAUUGUUGGGUACUGCAAGAGCUGGUACAGAGUAAAGAAGAUGUGAUUCUUUCAGCGGUAAGGGAGGAUGUGAACCUAGAAACUAUGCAUGUUUUCCCGAUAGUUUGGAACCGUUUGGCACCCGUGACUGGGGUGACUUAGGUAGCGUGUCAUGUUAAAUUCCGUUGUAAUUGACUACACAAGAUUUUGUUUUGGGUUUUGGUAUGAAAUUUUCUUUUGGGGAGGGGAGGGGGUAGUGGGGGAUUGUAUAGAAAGCAUAGCGUGGUAGAGGAUUUAUAUCUUUUUUGUUUCUCGUCUCAAAGAUUCAUAAUUCGUGGUUUACUGGUUUUCCAUAGAUGCCCAAAGAGCACGAGGCGCCUGUAUAUGUUGUCACUGUUUCUGGGGCUCCAUCUUGUGUAAUAUCAUCAUCAUUAUCAUCAUCAUCAUCAUCAUCUGCUCAACUUGUUUGUGUUCCUUCUUAAUUAGUGAAAGGAAAAAGUAUGGUACACAGUUUACCAUCAUCAAAUUAGUAUUUUCAGCCAUUGUAUUGUGAAUGCUUUAAACUAAGUGCCCCAUUGACAUUGCGUUUGGAGCUUUGGAGUGAAUUUUGAUUAAAAA
Messenger RNA from Theobroma umbraticum, 4157 nucleotides. Its product is annotated as ubiquitin C-terminal hydrolase 13-like. Lineage: Eukaryota; Viridiplantae; Streptophyta; Magnoliopsida; Malvales; Malvaceae. The record is from RefSeq and is a predicted model, not a curated record. Gene Ontology annotation, cellular component: cytosol; nucleus. Gene Ontology annotation, molecular function: protein binding; cysteine-type deubiquitinase activity. Gene Ontology annotation, biological process: regulation of protein stability; protein deubiquitination.